AUGAACUCAACGUUAAGCGAUGUGUUUAGAUCGCAUCCCAUUCACAUCCCACUCUCAACCUUACCCGACUUCACAUCCCUCCGUCACCUCCCGGAUUCUUACACGUGGACACCUAAAGACGAUCUCCUCUUCUCCGCCGCCUCUGCCUCCGACCAAUCCCUACCGUCCAUCGACCUGGCCGAUCCCCAAGUGGCCACUCGUGUGGGCCACGCCUGUGCCACAUGGGGUGCGUUCCAGAUCACAAACCACGGCGUGCCAUCACGACUUCUGGACGACAUUGAGUUCCUCACCGGAAGCCUUUUCCGGCUUCCGGUCCACCAGAAACUCAAGGUGGCUCGGUCGGAGAAUGGCGUCUCCGGCUACGGUGUUGCUCGUAUUGCUUCUUUCUUUAAUAAGCAAAUGUGGUCAGAAGGUUUCACCGUUAUUGGCUCCCCAUUUGACGAUUUCCGUAAACUCUGGCCCAACCAUCACCUCAAAUAUUGUGAGAUUAUCAAAGAGUACGAAGAACACAUGCAAAAGUUGGCAGCGAAGUUGAUGUGGUUGGCAUUAGGUUCACUUGGAGUCGAAGAGAAACACAAUAAAUGGGCCGGGCCUAGCUCGGAUUUUCAAGGGGCCCAAGCAGCUAUCCAACUAAACCAUUAUCCAAUAUGCCCCGAACCAGACCGAGCCAUGGGUCUCGCGGCUCAUACCGACUCGACCCUCUUGACCAUACUGUACCAGAACAACACCGCCGGUCUCCAGGUUUUCCGGGAUGACUUAGGCUGGGUCACAGUCCCACCUGUACCUGGUUCACUCGUGGUCAAUGUCGGUGACUUGCUCCACAUUUUGACCAAUGGGAUAUUUCCAAGCGUGCUUCACCGAGCCAGGGUUAACCACGUCAGGUCUCGGCUCUCGAUGGCUUACCUGUGGGGGCCACCUUCGGAUCUGAUGAUCUCACCACUUCCCAAACUCGUUGAUCCUCUCCAGUCGCCCCUUUACCCAUCUCUCACUUGGAAACAGUACCUUGCAACCAAAGCUACUCAUUUUAAUCAGUCUCUUUCUUUUAUUAGAAACUAUGAUCUGUCUUCAGACCAACUCUCUUGA
Messenger RNA from Arabis nemorensis, 1083 nucleotides. Lineage: Eukaryota; Viridiplantae; Streptophyta; Magnoliopsida; Brassicales; Brassicaceae. The record is from the annotation of a GenBank genome assembly.